AUGAUUUCCCCAGUCCGUCAUCGUCCGCUGGCACGAUAUGUUGGUCGUCAUUUGUUCGCGCAUACACACUGCUACUGUACUGCUGCAGCAGCUAGCUCGGUACCUGCAGGAGAGACUCAUAUCGACUUGAGUACUGUCGGUGCGUUGCCACCGCGCAGCACCGCUCCAAGAUACCAAGCUACAGCCUUUCCUUACGAGGAAUUGUAUCAACAUGUCCUUGACAAGAAGAAGAAAGAUCAAUCAUACCGUUAUUUCCGCAGUAUAACCCGUCUACAGGACCAAUUUCCUCUGGCGCGAUGCAACCGUACCGGGAAGAAGGUCGAUGUUUGGUGCUCCAAUGACUAUCUGGCGAUGGGCAGUCACCCGGCCGUGAUAACCGCUAUGGAAGACGCUUUACACACCUAUGGCGCUAAUUCGGGCGGAUCACGAAACAUCGCUGGACAUAGUUCCCUAGUGGAGACAUUGGAGGCCAGUAUCGCAGAACUACACAAAAAGCCUGCGGCCCUGUACUUCAGCUCAGGAUUUGCCGCAAACGAGGCUGCUCUCAUAACGUUGGGAUCCCAAUUGCCCGACUGCGUCAUCUUCUCCGAUGAGCUGAACCACGCUUCGAUGAUCGAUGGCAUCCGCCAUUCCAAGGCCAAGCGUCAUGUCUGGAAGCACAAUGACUUGGCCAGUUUGGAAGCCUUGCUGGCAUUGUAUCCCAUUGAGGUUCCCAAGAUCAUCGCAUUCGAAUCCGUCUAUUCCAUGUGUGGCACAAUUGCACCAAUCGCCGCCAUCUGCGACCUUGCUGAAAGGUACGGUGCGAUAACCUUCAUGGACGAGGCCCACGCAAUCGGCCUCUACGGACCUCGCGGGGCCGGCAUCGCAGAACAUCUUGAUUUCUCUGCACACCAGUCAGGUCGACUAACAGGGCGAACGACCAUGGAGCGAGUGGAUGUCAUCUCGGGUUCCGUGAGCAAAGGUCUGGGUACCAUGGGCGGCUACAUCGCCAGCUCAGCAAGGCUAAUUGAUCUGGUUCGGUCGGUUGCUCGAGCUUUCAUCUUCACAACGACCCAGUCACCCGCUGUCAUGGCCGGCGGCCGUGCCGCCAUCCAACACCAGCUGCAGCAUCCGGACGGUCGCAUCGCGCUGCAGCGAAAUGUCGCCGCCGUGAAGCGCAAGAUGGCGGCGUACGACUUGCCCGUGCUGCCGAACCAGUCACAUUUGGUGCCUCUCAUGAUCGGCGAUGCUGAGCUCACCCGACGGGUGACCGAUCUCUUGUUCGACGAGUACCAUAUCUACGUGCAAGCGAUAAAUAGUCCUACGGUGGCUGUGAACAUGGAGCGUGUCCGCAUUUCUCCGACUGGGGCUCACGGGGCUGCGCAGCAAGAUGCACUGGUUGGUGCGUUAGUGGAUAUUUGGAGUCGAUUGGGCCUGCGUAAGGGAUCGGAUUGGCAACGGAUGGGGGUCUGGGAUGCGAAAGAUGCGGCUGUGACGCAGCUCUGGACAGAUGAACAGCUGGGCUUGACUUUAGGACCGUUUGCGUCUGCAGCAAGUAGCCUUUCCUACCCGUUGCCUGACAUGCCUGCGGAAGGACAUGUCCAGGGCGCAAUUUCAAGUAAAGCCCCAGCUUCAAUCCCUUAA
Molecule: messenger RNA, 1623 nt
Organism: Aspergillus pseudotamarii
Lineage: Eukaryota; Fungi; Ascomycota; Eurotiomycetes; Eurotiales; Aspergillaceae
Product: 5-aminolevulinate synthase
Exons: 4
Coding region: 1-1623 (540 amino acids)
Biological process (GO): heme biosynthetic process
Cellular component (GO): mitochondrion
Molecular function (GO): 5-aminolevulinate synthase activity; pyridoxal phosphate binding
Source: RefSeq, a predicted model, not a curated record